AUGUCACAAAAUCCUCAAAUCAAACAAGAAGCUGGAGCAGCUAAUAGUACAAAUCAAAUACCAGCUAAUAAUAUACGGCCAGGCGCCCAACAAGGAACAGCUACUCAAUCUCACCCACAAGCUGCUCAACACAUUGUACAACCACAUCAACCACCUUCCCAAGCUCAAGCAGCUCAAGCAGCCCAAGCUCAAUCACAAACGGCUCAAGCCCAAGCUCAAGCUCAACAACAAAGAAAAGCUAAUCCACAAUUUUCACCUGCCGAUUUAAAUAGAAUUGUUUUGGAAUAUUUAAAUAAGAAGGGUUACCAUAAAACUGAAGCUUUGUUACGUGUUGAAAGUUCACAUACACCAACACCAUCAUCACCAGCUCCACCUUCAGCGCCAUCGAAAGCUGCUUCACCUGAAAAACCUCAACCAGCACAUGAAAAAUUUGACCCUGAACUUUAUGAACGUGGUUAUUCAAUGCUAAGGACUUGGGUUGAAAGUUCACUUGAUAUUUAUAGACCGGAACUUUAUAGAGUUUUAUAUCCAAUUUUUAUUCAUUGUUUCUUAGAUCUUAUAGAAAAGAAUGCUAAAAUUGAAGCAAGAAGAUUUUUUGAUAAAUUUUCAGGUGAUCAUCAAAUUUUACAUGGUACUGAAAUUAGUAAAUUAGCAGGUAUUGGUUCACCAGAUCAUUUAAAAGAAAAUGAAUUAGCAAAAUCAUUUAAAGAUAAUACUUAUAUUUUACAUGUUUCAAGAACUUCAUUAAACUUGCUUUUAUAUUUCUUACAUGAAAAUGAAGCUUUAGGUGGUUCAUUAAUGAUUAAUUUUAUUAAUAGAUAUGUUCAACCAAAAAUCAUAACAGGAAGAGUUGAUACUGAUAUAGGUGAAGGUUCAUUAGAUGAUGGGAUUAAAGGUGUUGGAGCAACUGAUGAAUUGGAUAAAUUUAAUAGUCAAGCUGUUAAAUUAGGAAACCUACCGAUGGAUCCAGAAUAUACAAAAGAACUCGAAGUUGAAUUGAAAAGAAGAGAUGAAAAAGAAGGUAGAACAGAAGAUACAUUAGUUGAAGAAUUCAAUAAGAUUAAAAAGGAAACUGAUGAUUCACCACCAAAAGAAACUUUACCAUUACCUCAAAAAACUGCAUUAGAUUUGAAAAGAGAAAUUUUAGCAGUUAGAGAAUCAAGAGAUAAAUUUAAAUUAGAUUCAAUUCAAGCAGCAGCUCCAAGUGUUUGUAUGUACACUUUCCAUAAUACAAAUAAUGAUUUAACAACUUUAGAAUUUAAUGAUGAUUCAACAUUAGUUGCUGGUGGGUUCCAAGAUAGUUAUAUUAAAUUAUGGUCAUUAGAUGGAUCACCAUUAAAAUCAGUUUUAAGAAGUGAUCAAUCUGAAGAAAAUACUAGAAAAUUAAUUGGUCAUAGUGGUUCAAUUUAUGGUAUUUCAUUUAGUCCAGAUAAUCGAUAUUUAUUAUCAUCAUCAGAAGAUAGAACAACAAAAUUAUGGUCAUUAGAUACUUAUACCCCAUUAGUUAAUUAUAAAGGUCAUAAUCAUCCAGUUUGGGAUGUUAAAUUUUCACCAUUAGGUCAUUAUUUUGCUACAGCUUCACAUGAUCAAACUGCAAGAUUAUGGAGUUGUGAUCAUAUUUAUCCCUUACGUAUAUUUGCAGGUCAUUUAAAUGAUGUUGAUACUGUGGAAUUUCAUCCAAAUUCAACUUAUGUCUUUACAGGUUCAAGUGAUAAGACAUGUAGAAUGUGGGAUAUUUCUAAAGGUAAUUCAGUUCGUAUAUUUAAUGGUCAUACAGGUCCAAUUAAUACAAUGGCAGUUUCACCAGAUGGUAGAUGGUUAGCCAGUGCAGGUGAAGAUUCUAUUAUUAAUAUUUGGGAUAUUGGAUCAGGUAGAAGAUUAAAAUCCAUGAGAGGUCAUGGUAGAACUUCAAUUUAUUCAUUAGCAUUUUCUAAAGAAGGUUCAGUCUUAGUUAGUGGUGGUGCAGAUAAUUCAGUUAGAGUUUGGGAUAUUAAAAGAGGUACAAAUGAAGCAGGACCAAUUCCUGAACCUUUCCCAUCUCAAACUGAUGAUUCAACAACUUCAAUUAAUGUUAAUAGUAAAGAAAAAAUUGAAGAAGCUAGACGUCGUAAAGAAAUUAUUCAAACUGCAGAUCAUUUAGCUUCAUUUUUCACCAAAAGAACACCAGUUUAUAAAGUUCAUUUCACAAGAGGUAAUUUAGUUUUAGCAGCUGGUGCUUUUAAUCCUUAA
This is a messenger RNA of Hansenula ciferrii, 2229 nucleotides long. RefSeq names its product chromatin modification protein (gene TAF5). The transcript has a single exon. The record is from RefSeq and is a predicted model, not a curated record. NCBI's taxonomy places the organism in Eukaryota, Fungi, Ascomycota, Saccharomycetes, Phaffomycetales, Wickerhamomycetaceae. Gene Ontology annotation, molecular function: protein binding; RNA polymerase II general transcription initiation factor activity. Gene Ontology annotation, cellular component: transcription factor TFIID complex. Gene Ontology annotation, biological process: transcription initiation at RNA polymerase II promoter. Bases 1 to 2229 code for a protein of 742 amino acids.